AUCACUCAGUCAGUCACUCACUCACUCCCUUUAAGACGUUGCUUCAAGGGAUAGAGCAGCAAGACGACUUCUUCUCCCUGUGGACAUCUGAUAUAAGUUCGACUUCCAACACACAGUAUUGUGUGCACUCAAAUCUCACAUGAGAACCCCCGAAACCCCGGUGAUUUAAGUCCGCAAAACUCCUACUAUGUAGGUAGUCAGUAGGAGGGGAUGAAAGCAGUUUCAUACGUGAGACGAAUGACGCAUUCGACAUAGCUUCUCCUCGUGGCUCGUAGCUGUUUUCCCAGCUUCUUUUUAAGCUUCUGUAGCUAUGCGAAACCCGACCGCUUGCAAAUCGCGAGCUCCCACACCCAAAUCACCUCAUUUUUCAUGCAACAAAAGCAUCAACCACAAGCUGAACAUUGCCUUCUAGAAGGGAGGGAGGGGCGGAACGGCCUCGGGUUCUCCCCGUAACCCGUAACCCGCAACCCGCGCGGCCCAAGCUUUUGCGUCCCUCUCUCCCUCUCUCCCUUUCGCAUCGAACAUCGAAUGGGGUUCCCAACUUCGCGCUCCCCCACCCGUCUGGAGUUUGCUCCGGCCGGUCCGGGGAACUGGGGUAUCUAUUGGGCCGUCGUGGCCGUACGCUGUACGGGCGGGGGUUGAGGGUUUCACUUCGCCACCAGUGUCCGAUCUCGUUGACGUCAGCUGACGAGUAGAUGAGCGCAGAACGGCUUGUUGGCACAAAGCUCCCGCGUUUUGUUUGUACUGUACUGUCUGUAGUAGGCAGCCGGUCCACGUACUAUCCUGUGCCCAAAGCGUGGCGGGCCGUCUUUGUCUUUUGGGUUCGAGGCGUCAAACAAAAAGGGCCGUAUCAGCGCCAUUCCCCCUCCUCACUUCUAGCUUUCCUUGAAGGUUACAUGUUUUUGUUUCUCUUGACAGCCUCUUUGCUUCCGGAAGCAAAGUCAUCAUCAGCAGCAGCAGCAUUUCUAUUCUGUGGGAAUUAAAUCAAAAUGAAAUCACUUACAGCCUUGUCGUGUGUGGCCCUGGCCAAUGCCUUUAUCCUGCCUGACCCGCGCAUCUUCGAGCAAGCGGCGAUCAAGAAUAACGAUCGCCCCGACCAGGCUUCAUGGUGGGACCACGUCCCCUCCAAGGAUUCCAUCGUGAACACCGUCGAGGACGGCAUCGACUCCCUGUCCGCCCACAUCGAGAGCGCCCUGCACUCCCUCGAGGACACGGUCGAGAACAAGUUCGAUCACCUCUUGGAGGAGGAGGUCUUCAACGAGCCCCGCCCUUCCAGCAAGACCAUCUACGAGCUCAUCUCCGAGAGCGAGCACACCACCGAGUUCGCCAAGCUGGUCGAAGGCUACGAGGACAUCGUCAAGGUCCUCAAGAGCACCGAGGCCAACCACACCCUCUUCGUGCCCACCAACAGCGCCUUUGAGCACAUCCCCAAGCACAAGAAGCCCGGCAAGGAGGUCAUCGAGGCCAUCCUGAAGUACCAUGUCGGCGUCGGCGAAUACGACGCCAAGCGGGUGCUGCGCACCCACACCCUGCCCACCCUGCUGAACGAGCCCUUCCUCGGCGACAAACCCCAGCGCCUUCGCACGAGCGUCGGUCUCGGAGGCGUCCGUAUCAACUUUUACGCCAAGGUUGUUGCCGUCAACAUUCGCGCCAAGAACGGCGUCAUCCACGCCGUCAACAGCUUGAUCAUCCCGCCCCCGAUGGUCGGCCGCGAGCUCACCCUCCUCCCCAGCCAGUUCUCCACGCUGCUGCUCGCCUACGAGAAGACCGACUUCGUCAAGUUUAUCCACGGCGUCAAGUCCACCGGCACCACCGUCUUCGCCCCCUCCAACAACGCCUUCGCCCGCCUCGGCCCCAAGGCCAACGCCUUCCUCUUCAACACCGACAUCGGCCUCAAGUACCUCAAGGCCCUGCUCAAGUACCAGAUCGUCGCCAACGCCACCCUCUACAGCGACGCCUUCUACCGCCCGGACGACAAGCGGGACGUCAAGGUCAUGGAGCACUACCACAUCGACUUGCCCACCCUGCUCGACGGCAAGAACAUCGCCGUUGACGUCGCCACCUGGGGCGGCUGGACUAAGGUCAAGUUGAAUGGCUACAUCCCCAUCGUCGUCGCCGACGGCGUUGCAAGGAACGGUGUCAUCCACGUCCCCGGCCGCGUCCCUAUCCCUCCCCACAAGCACAAGACCGACGAUGUUGACGGCGAGAUCUCCGUCGAGGACCUGAAGGAGCGGCUGUCCGAGUACGUUGAUGACAAGAAGAAGGAUGCUGACUGGCUCGAUGGCGAGUUGUAAAGCAAAAAGUCUUCGGAUUGUCUGGCGUCUUCGGCCGGGUCGACGAGGCCCCUAUCCAGUUAUUGGAGUGAUACGAUAUAUAGGAUGCAAAGAAUAGGUGUAUGGUGCUGUUUACUCAGCCUGACAGGAACUAAAAGUUGUUGUGUACACUUGUCCUGAAUAAAUGGUUUUCCGGUUAUGCUUCUGUGGUCUCUUUAUUUACCUUUUGACGCGCCUGGUCCCAAGCUCAGUCUAGGCCCGCGACCGGCAAUAACCACCUGUGUUGUGCACCAAUGUAUCUUUUUUUGAACUUGAUUGUCAUA
Colletotrichum destructivum is the source of this 2596-nucleotide messenger RNA. Its product is annotated as Putative FAS1 domain-containing protein. NCBI's taxonomy places the organism in Eukaryota, Fungi, Ascomycota, Sordariomycetes, Glomerellales, Glomerellaceae. The transcript has 2 exons. The coding region runs from base 990 to 2294 and encodes 434 amino acids. Gene Ontology annotation, cellular component: fungal-type vacuole membrane. Gene Ontology annotation, biological process: macroautophagy. The record is from RefSeq and is a predicted model, not a curated record.